AUGGUUCUGAGCGAAAGUAACGUUCAGAGGUUCAAUCAGCAACAGAGACCGUCCGUGUUCGCUCACGGCUCUCGGUCGGUCGCGUCCGACACAGAGCAAUCGCAAAGCCCCGUGCCCCCGAGAAGCAGGGCCCGCGCCGAGGAUAUUCCUCUAGAAUUCGAUGGAACCACCGUGUUGUGUCGUGUAUGCGGCGACAAAGCCUCCGGCUUCCACUACGGAGUCCACUCAUGCGAAGGAUGCAAGGGUUUCUUCCGGCGCUCCAUUCAGCAGAAGAUCCAAUACCGACCCUGCACCAAGAACCAGCAAUGCGCCAUUCUUAGGAUAAACCGGAACCGUUGCCAGUACUGCCGACUGAAGAAGUGCAUCGGUGUUGGGAUGUCCCGAGAUGCUGUGCGUUUCGGUCGUGUCCCCAAGCGGGAAAAAGCGAAAAUUCUUGCCGCCAUGCAAAAGGUCAAUGCCAGUUCUCAAGAGAAACAGCUGAGCGCCGAACUCGAGGACGAGAUGCGUCUCUUCCAAUCGGUCGUUCAAGCUCACGAGGAGACGUGUGAAUUCACCAGCGAUAAAAUCGCCCCAAUGAUCGAACGUGCCCGAGUGGAUCCCGUCUACGCGCGCUGUCCCUCCGGACUGGCGUGUCCGUUGAAUCCUCAGAGUCCGGAUGGAACGAAUCGUUUCAUGGAAGACUUUUCCGAAAGAUUCUCUCCGGCUAUCCGAGGGGUCGUGGAGUUCGCCAAACGAAUCCCAGGCUUCUCGCUGCUCGCUCAAGAAGACCAAGUCACGCUACUGAAAGCCGGAGUGUUCGAAGUUCUUCUGGUCCGGUUAGCGCGUCUGUUCGACUCGGCCACCAAUCAGAUGAUCACGUUGAACGGUCAGGUUCUACGGAGGGAUUCGUUGCAUUCGUCCUCGAACGCCCGAUUUCUCCUGGAUUCGAUGUUCGAGUUUGCCGAGCGAAUGAACUCGGUUGGUCUUUCCGAUCCUCAAAUCGCCAUCUUCAGCGCCACCGUCAUCAUCGCUGCCGAUCGUCCCGGACUGAGAAACAGCGAAUUGGUGCACAAAAUCCAGCGACGGCUGAUGGAAGUUCUCCAGAAAGCCGUCUGCCCCACGGCCGAGGACAACUCUGUGUACACGGAACUGUUGAAGAAGAUUCCCGACCUGCGAACGCUCAACUCGCUCCAUUCGGAGAAGUUGUUGGCCUAUAAAAUGGAACCGCAGUCGACAACGCCGCCCUACUCGGCGCCCGAACCCUGGACCGGAGUUCAGCCCACUCCUCUGAACGUUCCCUGUGCAGCUCAUGAGAGAUGGUCUCCGAUUGCGUCGCCGCACUCGUCGACGUCAUCGCUCGACAGUGCUCUCGCCGCUCCGAAGAGUCCGGUGAGAACGAAUUCGUUCAGUUCGUCAACGAGUUCGACGAGUGAGCUUACCAUGGUAGUCGACAGUACGAUGUACCGUCCCUUCCGCGCCGCCCGUGUCGAUUCGCCCACCGACUCCGGUAUCGAGUCGGGCAAGGAGCACGGCAGCUGUACUCCGACCACGUCGGUCUGUUCUUCGCCGCGAUCCACCGACGAAAUCGAACACGCCGCCACCGACGACGAUAUGCCUGUGUUGAAACGCGCGCUUCAAGCCCCUCCUCUGGUGUCGCCCAAUCAGCUGAUGGAGGAAGCUUAUCGGCAUCACAAGAAACUCCGCGCGGCCCAGGCCGUCCGAGCCCAUUCGCCCCCGGCUUCGUCGACAACCGAUCUCGCCACGGCGCAUUCGACGCUGGUCGGAGCUCUGCAACAGGCGCCGAAGUUUCUCAACGAGCAGCAGAUGAAGCGUACCGAUCUCAUCCAUAACAUCAUCAUGAGAAACGAGGCUCCUCUAAAGUCCUGUCCCUUCAGUCAGCAGCAGCAGCAGCUACUUCAACAACAGCCCGUGAGCUCGUCGUCUCCUUCCCCGCCGCCUCCGCAGACGUCUGUGAGUGAGUCUCCUUUGAACCUCUCGACCAAGAUGGUGAAGAUGGAGUCCUAA
Messenger RNA from Galendromus occidentalis (western predatory mite), 2004 nucleotides. It is a transcript of the gene Eip75B, whose product is annotated as Ecdysone-induced protein 75B. The transcript has 6 exons. Gene Ontology annotation, molecular function: nuclear receptor activity; RNA polymerase II cis-regulatory region sequence-specific DNA binding; zinc ion binding. NCBI's taxonomy places the organism in Eukaryota, Metazoa, Arthropoda, Arachnida, Mesostigmata, Phytoseiidae. Gene Ontology annotation, biological process: positive regulation of transcription by RNA polymerase II; cell differentiation; hormone-mediated signaling pathway. The coding region runs from base 1 to 2004 and encodes 667 amino acids. The record is from RefSeq and is a predicted model, not a curated record.